AUGUUCUUCAGCUGUGGCGUAAAUAGCAGCACCCCAGGUCGUCAGCUAGUUGUGAGCGAAGCAUUACCGGAAAGUGCCCUACACGAUCCACCAUCUCAAGCGCUCAGAACUCUCUCACCGGUUUCACCGCCGACCGCUAAUUCUAGUAGUUCAACUAGCAGAUCUUGUUCACCAGUUGUACGGGCCGAAGCUAUCGUUCCUGGCAAGUGGACGCACAUUUCGGGAAAAGUCUCCGUUCGGCCUUUGACGCCUUCUGAAACCGAAUCGGUCCUUGAUCGGCAACGACAGAAAGUUCAACGAUCUUCUAGAAAAGACAAGCUCAAAAUGUCGAGCCACGACGAUACUCGAAGCUCUGGAGGAGGAGGUGAUGGAACCAUCCAUAUCCCGUCUGCAGACUCGAAGGAGCCAACUCCGGAGAGCCCAGGCUCUCGUUCCAACUACGGAGAGUUCUACUGUCCAACAACGGACAGUUUGAAAACGUACUCGUACACUAUUCAUAUGAAGAAAACGGAGGAGGAAACUCAUGAGUAUGACAGUGACACGUGGGAUGAGUACUCCAGGGAUACAUCUGGUGAGAACAACUAUCACAACACAUCUUCUUUCGAUGAUGAUCUUCUUCUCGAGAUUGAUAGCUCUCGUGGAGCCGCCGUUGCUCGUCUUGACCGUACUCAGAGACAAAAAUUUCAGGACGACUUGAACAAAUUCCGCCAACGUAUUGACAACAACGUUGAGCAACAAAGAGAGUACAGCGAAAUGAUGGCUUCUCUCCAAAACAAGGUGCAUGAGUACCGCAAACACAUUGCUGAACUUGAAGGAAGAAUGGUGGGAGCUCGUAACCGUAUGCUUGAUGACCCAAGUUCCAACGUCAUGAUUUUUGACAACUACGAUCCAGGAAACACCUACAUCACCAACCACAACGUGGAGCUCUGGAGUCCAGCUCGCGGAAAGCGUGAGACCAUUCUUGGUGGAGGUGGAGCCGGAGGGCUCACCACUGUCAAUGUUCAUACUGGAGCUGGACUCGGAGGAUUCGGGUCAAGUGGAGUUGCUGGAUAUGGAGGAGGUCAAGCUGGAGACCCAAAUGCCAACUAUGAGAUGAUCGCAAGAUUGGAUGAGGAGAGAAGACGUUCCGAUGAGUAUAGAAUGCAAUGGGAGAAUGAGCGUCAGAAAUCGUUGGCCCUGGAGGAUGAGAAUGAUCGUUUGAGACGCGAGUUCGAACGUUAUGCUAAUGAUAGCAAAGAUAAGGAGAAGACUUUCGUCAAUCGUGAGAGAAAUUUGGCCCAAUAUCUGAGCGAUGAGCAACGCAAGAUGUUGGACUUGUGGACUGAACUUCAACGUGUUCGCAAGCAAUUCUCUGAUCUCAAGGUCCAGACCGAGGAGGACCUCGACAAGCAGAAGACUGAGUUCACUCGUGCUCUUCGCAACGUCAGCAGCAUUUCUCGCAAUGCUACUUUCACCGGAGGAGCAGGAGAUUCGCUUGGUCUAUUCGGAUUGGAUGAUGGAAUUGAUGUGAACAGAACCACCAACAACUACGAGAAGGUUCUGAUUGAGACUGUCAAAAGAAUUAAUACCGGAAAGGCUGGUGGAGCAUCGAGUGCUGAACUUCUUGAGGAAUUGAGAAAGAUUCGAGGAGGAGGCAGCUCGGAAGGAGAUGCUGAAUUGCACAAGGAGUUGAUGACCAAGUACGAGGAGUCCAUUGAGAGAAACAUCGAGUUGGAGUCUAAAGGAGAUGAUGCUCAGAGAAAGAUUGCUGAGCUCGAGGCUGAACUUCGUCGCAACCGCGAGAAACUCAAUGAGCACCAGAGUGCACUCAAGAAGCUUCAUGAAAUGGCUCAGGACAGUGAAAAGAAUGUUGAUGGAACUGUCUCGAUCAAGAGAACCAGAUCCUUGUCUCCAGGAAAGACUCCACUUCCACCAUCGGAGGCUCUUCGUGCCGUUCGUAACACCUUCCGCAACAAGGACAACGACAUUCAACAGUUGGAGAGGAAACUCAAGAUUGCUGAGAGUCAAGCCAAGGAGUUCUUGAACAAGUUCGAGAAUGCUGAUGAGGCUCGCCGUCGUCUCGACAAACAAUUGGCUGAUGCCAAACGAGAGAUUAGCAAUCUCCAGAAGAGUUUCGACGAAACUGAACGCACUUCUCGUCGCACGGAAGACAAGCUUAGAGCAUCUGAAGCUGAACGUGUUGCUGCUGAAAAAGCCAGAAAGUUCUUGGAGGAUGAGCUCGCCAAGUUGCAAGCAUCCUUCCAAAAGAGCACCACUGACGACGCUCGCAAGCUUCGUGAUGAGAUGGAUGAGCACACCAAUUCUAUCCAGGAGGAGUUCAAGACUCGUAUCGAUGAGCUCAAUCGUCGCAUCGAAAACCUUCUACGCGAGAACAACAGAUUGAAGUCUGAAGUCAAUCCAUUGAAGGACAAGUAUCGUGAUCUCGAAAACGAGUACAACAGCACCCAACGUCGUAUCGAGGAGCGUGAAACUCAACUCCGUUACGCUGAUGAUAUUCGCAAGAAUAUUCAGAAAGACUUGGAUGAUUUGCGUGAGAAGUACGAUCGUGUCUAUAGUGACAACGAGAAGAUUCUUGGAGAGUUGGAGCACGCCCAGAAGGCUGCUCACCUUGCUGAGCAACAGUUGAAGGAAAUCAAGAUUCAACGUGAUGACUACCAGAAGCAGAAGGAUGAGCAUGCUCGUCAUCUUUUCGACAUCCGUCACAAGUUGGAGACUGAAAUCAAGGGACGUCAGGACUUGCAGAAGAAUGGAGCUCGCAGCAAUGAUGAGUUGGAUAAACUUCGCCAAACGAUCAGCGACUAUGAGAGUCAAAUCAAUCUUCUCCGUCGCCACAAUGACGAAUUGGAUACCACCAUCAAGGGACAUCAAGGAAAACUCACUCAAUUGGAGAAUGAGCUGCAUUCUCGUUCCGGAGAAAUUGAGAAGUUGAAUGAUUUGAACCAACGUCUUCAAAAGGAGAAGCAAGAGGUUCUUAACCAAAAGCUCAAGCUGGAUGGAGAUGUUCAAGCUCUCAAGGAGACCAUCAGAAAAUUGGAGAACGAGUUGGAGAAACUUAGAACCGAGAACAAGGAACUUGUUGGAAAGGAAGCUCGAGCCAGAGAUGCCGCUAACCAACACUUGUCUCGUGCCAAUCUUCUCAACAAAGAAUUGGAUGAUACCAAGCAAGACCUCAAGCAUUCUUCUGAAGUCAACAAGCAAUUGGAGCAAGACAUUCGUGACUUGAAGGAACGCUUGGCUAAUAUGGGAAGAGGAGGACGUGUCUCUCGCGAUAGCACCACCACUGGAACUGAUGGAGGAGCUUUCGGAGAUCGUAGCAGUGUUGCUGACGCCAACAGAAGCCGUGGAGCUGCUGGAACUGAUGUCUAUAUUCCAGCUGCUGAGGAUAUUGAGAGCCGUGGAAGUGGUGAAAUCAACAUUCCAUCAUCUACUGGAGAUGUUAUUCAUGGUCGUGAUGGACGUGAUGGAAGAGAUGCUACUGGACAACGUGGAACUCACACUAUCACCAACACCAAGGAAAGAAUCGAGAGAAUUGAAAAGAACAUUCUCGAUCGUUAUCAUGAUGAUGAGCUCGCGGAGCACAAGAUUCGUGAGAUCAAUGAUCGUUGGAAGAGAGAGUUGGAGCGUCUCGAGAACGACAAAGACGAUUUGGAGCGCAGAAUCCGCGAGCUUGAAGAUGAGCUUUCUCAGAUUGGUCGCGGAAACGACAAGACUGAGAAUGACAUCACUGAGCUGAAGAGAAAACAUGCUGCUGAAAUAGACAAGCUCAAGAGUGACAUCAGUGCUCUUCACGAUAAGCAUCUCAGUGAUUUGGAUGAUGAGAAGGAGCAGUAUGGAAAGGCUGUUGAGAAUUUGAAGUCGGUCGAAGAUGAUCUCCGUGACAAGCUUAACAAUUUGGAGAAGCAGUUGGCUGACUCUCUCAACCGUGAAAAUGUGCUUGAAAGAGAGAAGAGAGACUAUGACGAGAAGGUCAACAGUCUCUACACUCAGAACCAGAAGAUCAAGGAUGAGUGGGAUGAUUUCCGCAAUGAUGCUGAUAAGGAAAUCCAGAAAUGGAAGACUGAUGCAUACACCGUCCGUUCUGAAGCCAAGGCUCUUGAGACCACUAACACUGCUUUGAAGGCGCAACUGCAAGCUGCUCAAGACAGAAUUGAUCAUUUGACUAAGACAGUCAAUGAUCACACCGCUAAAGUCCGCGACUUGACUUCACAAAUUCGCCGCUUGGAGGACGAACUCUCCGAUAGCAAGGGCAACCUUGUCCAAAAGGAGAUGGACCUUGAGAGUGCCCAAAAUCGUCUUCGUUCUUUGGAGGAUCAAUACAGCACUCUCCAGAGUGAUUCCAACAAAUGGAGAGGAGACUUGGAUGCUGCACUUCGUGAAAAUGACGUUCUUAAGAGCAACAACACCAACAUGGAAGCCGAUUUGACCCGUCUUAAGAACCGUCUCAAGUCUGCUGAAGAUGCACUAAAGGAGUUGAAGAGCAGCUUGAGCCAUGCCAAGACUGAAAAGGAACGCCUUCAGAAUGCCUUCCGCGAGAAGACCAAACAAGCUGAUCAUCUCAACCAGUUGGCUUCUCAAUUCGACACCAAGUUGACUAAACUUCGCAAUGAGCUCCAAGACACCAACGACAAACUCAUCACUUCUGAUACUGAGAGAACCGCUCUUCGUAAUGAACUUCAGAAACUCAGCCAAGAGCUCAAAUUUGGAAAUGAGCAAAUUCAGCGCAAAUCCGAUGAGUACCAAACUACCAUUGAUGAUUUGGCUCAUUCUCAUCGUGUUUCUGAGGACAGCCGUCUCAAUGCGCUUCAGGAACUUGAGGCCAGAAAGUAUGAGAUCAAUGAUUUGACCUCUCGUCUUGACAGCACCGAACAACGCUUGGCUACUCUCCAGCAAGACUACAUCAAGGCCGAUUCGGAGAGAGACAUUCUCUCGGAUGCGCUUCGUCGUUUCCAAUCAUCCGCCAACCGUGUCAUCAACUUCCACACUUUCGUCGAUGGAGGAACCGGAUAUGUUGAUGGAGGAGCCAGUGUCAUUGGUGGAGGACCAUCCGCUCAACGCUCGGGAGCCUACGAUCCAGUCAGUGGAGGUGGUGCUGAAACCGGAAUCAGUGGAGGACCAGGCGGAUCUGAUUUCGGUCGUGAAAUCGAAAUAGGUCGCGGUGACUCGGACUUGUCCGAUGUUGCUUAUCCUCGUUCGGUUCCGUUCCCACCAUCUGCUGAUUAUAGCAGUGGACGUCCAGGCGCAACAUCUGCCGGUGGACGUGUGAUCAACAACAUCGAUGGAACCACUACUGUCAACAUGAACGGUGGAUUCGACAUUGCUAACCUUGAAGGAACUCUCCAAUCGUUGCUCAACAAGAUUGAGAAGCUAGAAAUGGAACGCAACGAGCUCCGUGACACUUUGGCUAGAAUGAAGAAGAAGACUACCGAGACUCAUACCACCAUCAACCAGAAGGAGACUCGCUACAGAAACAUUGAGGAUAACCUCCAAGAUGCUGAGGAAGAGAGACGUGCUCUUGAAUCUCGCCUUGCUUCUGCCAAGACUCUGCUCCGCUCCCAAGAGGAAGCUCUAAAGCAGAGAGAUGAGGAGCGUCGCCAGAUGAAGUCCAAGAUGGUUGCUGCUGAGCUUCAAGCUCGCGGAAAGGAAGCUCAACUCCGUCACUUGAAUGAGCAACUCAAAAACUUGAGAACCGAUUUGGACAACGCUCACACUGACAUUCGUUCUCUCCGUGACAAGGAAGAGCAAUGGGAUUCUAGCCGCUUCCAAUUGGAGACCAAGAUGCGUGAGAGUGACUCGGACUCCAACAAACUCCAACUCCAAAUUGCUUCGUUCGAAAGUGAACGCCAAAUUCUUACCGAAAAGAUCAAGGAAUUGGAUGGAGCGCUUCGUUUGAGUGACUCCAAGGUCCAAGACAUGAAGGAUGAUACCGACAAACUCCGUCGUGAUCUCACCAAGGCCGAAAGUGUUGAAAACGAGCUUCGCAAAACCAUUGAUAUUCAAAGCAAAACUUCACAUGAAUACCAACUUCUCAAAGACCAACUGGUCAAUACCCAAAAUGAAUUGAAUGGUGCCAACACUCGGAAGCAGCAGUUGGAGAACGAGCUUCUCAAUGCUCGUAGCGAAGUCCGCGACUACAAACAACGUGUCCAUGACGUGAACAACCGUGUUGCCGAGCUUCAACGUCAACUCCAAGACGCCAACUCGGAGAAGAACCGUGUCGAGGACAGAUUCCUUUCCGUCGAAAAGGUUGUCAACACGAUGAGAACCACCGAAACCGAUCUCCGCCAACAGCUCGAAACCGCUAAGAACGAGAAACGUGUCGCUCUCAAAGAACUCGAAGACAUCAAGAGACGUCUUUCUCAAUUGGAGAACGAGAGACGCAACUCUUCUCAACUUGCUGAUGGAUGGAAAAAGGAGAAGGCCACUCUCAUGAAGAAGAUUGAACUUCUCGAAAAUGAAAAACGCCGCACUGACGCCGCCAUCCGUGAGACAGCACUCCAACGUGAAGCUAUCGAAAAGUCGUUGAACGCUAUGGAGCGUGAGAAUAAGGAGCUCUACAAGAACUGUGCCCAACUCCAGCAACAGAUUGCUCAACUCGAGAUGGAGAAUGGUAACAGAAUUUUGGAGCUUACCAACAAGCAGCGUGAGGAGCAAGAGAGACAACUCAUCAGAAUGCGUCAGGAGAAGGGACAGGAUUUACAGAUCGAAAAAGUCAUUGAGAACCGUGAGCGUACUCAUCGCAAUCGCAUCAAGCAACUCGAAGACCAGAUUGCUAUUCUCCGUGACCAACUCGAUGGUGAACGCCGUCGUAGACGUGAAUAUGUUGAUCGCUCUAUGGUCAACGAUAUCGGACGUCUUGGAUCCAAUGUUCUUGGAAUUCGCAAUAGCUAUGGAGACAACAACAUUGAUGCCAUCAUCAAUGGAGGAAGCCGGUCCGUUGGAUUCUAUCCACGCUCGACAUUCGCUUCGAACCCAUUGACUCCACCAUUUGGAACAUCCACACCAACUCACCGUCCACACAUCACCGACUUCAGAAGCGCCGUUGAUGCCGGAAGCAGCUAUCGCCGUCCAAUCUCGACAAUUGAGGAUUCCGGUAUGGAAGUGACAUUCAACACUUAUCCACCACAAGAAGUUUCUUUCUCACAUCAACAAAACACACCGGUUAUUCGUGUACAUAGAAGUAAAAGCCGUGAGGUGAUGCAUCAAGAGGUGUUUGAAACUCGUGAGAUGCAUCACCGAUCGGUGUACGGCGGCUCGAUUAGAGAUCGCGACUCGGUCUACGGUGGCGGCGGCGGACGCGACUCGUCGUUCGGUCAACGUGCCGGAGACUCGAUCUCUCGCACUGGCGUCGAACCACGUGAUCCGUCCAUCGUAGAGAUUCCAUCCAACGAACCGAUAAUGACGUCGUCCACCCAUUCUCAAGGAGGAUCUCGCUAUGACACUUUGGCACCUAACCGCGACGACUUGUAG
This is a messenger RNA of Caenorhabditis briggsae, 7467 nucleotides long. RefSeq names its product Protein CBR-LFI-1 (gene Cbr-lfi-1). The record is from RefSeq and is a predicted model, not a curated record. Lineage: Eukaryota; Metazoa; Nematoda; Chromadorea; Rhabditida; Rhabditidae. The transcript has 17 exons. The coding region runs from base 1 to 7467 and encodes 2488 amino acids.